AUGCCGCCCAAAGGCAAAGGAGCCGCCAAGGCGAAAAUACCCGACUCCAAGCCUUCGGAGCCGCAGACCGUUCUGCAGCGAGCCCAGCAGGUCUACGAAGCUACGAACCCACUCGAGGCAGCCCGGGAGCAGCACGGCCUGAACGGUCUUUCCACUGUCGAGCGGACGGCGUAUAUCAACUCGGAAUUUGUCAGCACGGGCACCACCGACCAGCUGGGCAAGAAGGCGCAGAAGGAGCUCUGGAAGCAGGUCAACGAGGCGAGCAUCCCUCCGCGGAAGCUCCCGAAGCCCAAGCCCGAGGCCUGGGGAAAGGACAAGUACGGCCGGAACAUCGCCGAGUACGGUCUUGAGCAGUUCCACGACCGGAGCGACAAGAUCCUUCAGCUGGCUACCCUCAAGCUUGAUAGCAAGGAGUUCAGGGACACGCGAUACCGCGCCUCCCGGAAGCUGAAAAACGGCCUCACGGGGGAGUCAUAUGUGCUCACAGACGAGGACAUCAAAGCCGAGAAGGAAAGACGAAAGGAAAUGGCUGCCCUGAUGGACGAUCUAUACGGCGAGAAGAUGGGCUCCUAUUCGGUGGAUCCGGCCUGGGAUGAUGUGGUACCGAUACCCCAGACCGAGCCUGAGGGAGCACUGGCUGCUAUUGCCUAUCCGGAGGACUAUGCAGAAUCAACGUCCUACCUCCGUGCCGUCAUGGCCGCGAAAGAGUACUCCCCUCGCUGCCUCAAGCUCACGGAACAUAUCAUAUCCAUGAACCCUGCCCACUACACGGUGUGGCUCUACCGGUUUGCCAUCAUCCAGCACCUCGACAUCCCGCUCCUCGACGAGCUCACCUGGCUCAAUGAGGUGUCUCUCGACUUCCAGAAGAACUAUCAGAUCUGGCACCACCGCCAGCUCCUGACGGACCACUACUAUCCCACCAUCGCCGGCACCCCGGACCAGGUCAAGCGCUUUGCCAGUUCCGAGCGCGACUUCAUGAUGGAGAUGCUGAUCGAAGACGCCAAGAACUACCAUGUCUGGACCUACAGGCAGUAUGCGGUACGGAAGCUAGGCAUGUGGGAUGAGGACGAGUUGCGUAGCAUAUCGGGCAUGAUCAACCAGGACGUGCGGAACAACUCUGCUUGGUCGCACCGCUUCUUCAUAGUCUUCUCGAACCCGGCCUACGCGACGGAGGGCUCGCACGCUACCGAGCACGACCCGGCCAUCCCUGCAGAGAUCGUGGAUCGCGAGGUCGAAUACGCCAAGGAGAAGAUCAAGCUGGCCCCGCAGAACCAGAGCCCGUGGAACUACCUGAAGGGCGUGCUGGUCAAGGGGGGCCGGAAGCUGGGCAGUGUCAGAGAGUAUACCGAGCAGUACGUGGACGACCUGGGGCAGGACACGGAGCAGGUUCGCAGUUCGCAUGCGCUGGACCAGCUCGUGGACAUCUACGUAGAGGCGGGCGAGAAGGAGAAGGCGGAUCUGUGCCUCAGACGGCUCGGUGAGAAGUGGGAUCGCAUACGCCUCGGGUACUGGGAGUGGAAGCGGACGACGCUUUGA
Molecule: messenger RNA, 1536 nt
Organism: Neoarthrinium moseri
Lineage: Eukaryota; Fungi; Ascomycota; Sordariomycetes; Amphisphaeriales; Apiosporaceae
Exons: 3
Coding region: 1-1536 (511 amino acids)
Biological process (GO): protein farnesylation; protein geranylgeranylation
Cellular component (GO): CAAX-protein geranylgeranyltransferase complex; protein farnesyltransferase complex; cytoplasm
Molecular function (GO): protein farnesyltransferase activity; CAAX-protein geranylgeranyltransferase activity
Source: RefSeq, a predicted model, not a curated record